GCAAUUGUAAAGUGUUACCCAUAUUUGUGUCUGUUAAACUGAUGGAGGGAAAGCGAUUCAUUUGAGUGAUUAUGCCACCUUCAAAAUCCGAAUUUAACACCUGUGUGUAUUUGUGGGGUGGAGUUGUCGUAUAGUUUCCACGAUGGGGUUUCUCAGAAAUAUUCUAGGAGGGGACGAGGGUUAGAGUGUGUGGGGAGCCCAGUGUCUUUCUUGUGGGAGUGAAACAUUGUCAUUUUUAUUUAGCUCAGGCCAGCCAGCCGGGUCAGACCCCGGCGUUAGACUGGGAUUUACACUGAGGCAGGGCCAGACAUCUUCUCUCUCACCCAGCCCACAUUAUAAAAGAAAACACUCCAUAGCACUACAGGCAACAGUAAACGCUCGGGCAAUAACCUGCGCUUUGAAGUUUGCCAAUUAUUCAAUCCGUCCACAUUUGUAUUUUGCUCCUUCAAAGGGGAGGUGGGGGGGAUGCAAGGACUUUUGGUAUAUGGCUCGGUUUAGGCAUCUGUAUGAUAAAAGAGACUUUGAAGUUUAUAUGAAAAAUACGUAAAAUUACAUGUCUAUGUAGAUGCUGGUUACCUUGGUAUAGUACUUUUUCUGGUGAGGUGAUUGAUGCAACAGAUGCAAAUGUUGGCAGAUUGCCUACUUCUAUUUGAAUACAGAUUUUUUUUAUAUAUCAAAAUAGAAAAGCAUAUAGAGUGAAGGUAGCACAGAGAUCUACCAAUGAUUUAAUCAUUAAGUAUCUUCAACCGGGAUCCUUUAUAAGAUACCAUCAUUAUGUUUCGCUGCCCUCAUCUAUAUCUUUAUUGCAUCACGUUGGUUUGUUUGCAAGCCCUCUGAGUCAUUUUGUAUCAAGUUAAUUGCAAUGUUGUGGUUAAGUAGCCAUACAAACAAAAUAAUAUGGUAUCUCGCUUAUUAUAACGUUUUACAUUAAGACACUAAAAACAAGUCUUGUUACUUUCCAAUGAACAAGCUUUAGGGUUUGGACCAAAAUAGUUUAUACUGUAGGCUGUAAAAUGUGUGUUUUUGUGUGGUAUGUAAAAAGGGGAGGGGUUACAUUUUGUUAUGGGACUCCUUUCCAGGGAAAUCAAGGAAGGAAGUCAUCUAGCACUUAACUGGUAGAGAUAAUGAAACUGAAAAGAGGAGAGUAAAACAUGAAAAACUUCCGUUUGACAAAAAAAAGAACAAAGGUAAAAGUGAAACCUUACGUGUCAUGUCACACUACACAUCUUAAUCAAAUGAAUUCAAAUCAUGUUUCAUAAUUGGAAAUUUGAUCAUGUAUUUGAUGUAUUUGAAUCAUUUUGUCAGACAUACUUCAAACUUAUUGGAAAAUGCCAAACAGCAAUUGCACCUGAUGUGUUGAUGAGCCGCAGAUGACGACAUACGAAUCAAAUUAAGAGAUGAACUCUUCACUGUGAUACAGUGCAGAUGGGACAGUAACAGUAGCCUUAACCUGUUCACCCUUUUCUUGUACUUAAAAAACAUCAUAAUGUGGUAACAUCUAUGUAGGGGUCGUCUAGAAUUGAUAUGGCCAUGUCCACAUGAUACCAUAGGUAUUGCCUUCUUUAUAAGGUGAACACAUUUAUACAUUUAUUUGUAUAACCGUCUAAAUAUGAACAAGAUUCUAUAUUGGUUGUGUGUUUUGGAAGUAAGUCUACAUCUGUGUGACAGGAAAAUUAAUUGUGAGGAAAAAAUAUACUAUUAGGAAAGACCCAUUCAGCCUCAAAGAUACUUUGGUUUUAUGAGUAUUUAUUUUAAGAAAUUAAGUAAAGAGGGGAAAAAACGUGAAUGAAAAGCAAACAUCUUGAAUUAGUAAAGAACCAGAUGGCUGCUUUGACAUUAAAAAGGCAUUUUGGAGAAGGUCGUUUUGAAAUAAUUCCUGAGGAACUUCCGCAAAAUGCAGUACAAAGCACACAGAUAUUUAAGCAAUAUACAUAGCAAUAUACUAUCUGUUUUAUUUACAAACUGAAACAUGUCUCUGGACUUUCACUUAUUUGACCCUUUUCUCUUUCGUCUUCUUCUUUCUCUCUUUCACUGCUGUACCUCUUUCUCUCGCUCUCUCGCUCUCUCUCUCUCUCUCACUCACCUUCUUUACAAGUAGCAUCAGGUGAUUAAGCCCAGUUGGCUGCAGUGCAGUAAGAUGUCCAACCUUCAGGUUCAAUCAAUGUUUGCCUCUCCAACUCUUUUGUUUACUGUGUUAGUCUGCCUGUGGACCACAGAACCUCACAUCUGAAAUAUUUUAUGAGACACAUAUUUGAUGUUUUAUAAUACAAUAUGCCAUGGCAGCAGUAUUUUUUUUGUGGCUUCACAGGGAGAACCAGUAUCAGAACAUAACUUUGGUAAGGUCAUCUAAUCUAAUGGAAUAAUAGAGGGAUUGAUUCGACUUGAAAGAAUUAUGCUUUGUAGCUAGCUACAGAGUUAUGUUGAUAUUUCUAAUGCAAUCCCACUGGCCACAGACAUCAGUUCAAAGUCGAGUUUUGAUUUACAUUUGGUUGAAUUGUUAACUGACGUGAAUUUAAUGCAAAAAAAAAAAUGACAUCAUGACAUUGGAUUUAGGUUAAAAGUUGGGUGAAAAAAAGAAGAAAUUCCCCGACGUUGAUGACAUUUUGCAAAUCCAAUCAGUUUUCCUUAUUGAUUCAAUGUCAUCACAUUGCUUUUUUUUUUUUUUUAAAUGAUGUGGAAACAAGUUUUUUUUCCCAGUGGGAUGGCUCUGUUCUGUGACCAGUGGGAUGGCUCUGUUCUGUGACCAGUGGGAUGGCUCUGUUCUGUGACCAGUGGGAUGGCUCUGUUCUGUGACCAGUGGGAUGGCUCUGUUCUGUGACCAGUGGGAUGGCUCUGUUCUGUGACCAGUGGGAUGGCUCUGUUCUGUGACCAGUGGGAUGGCUCUGUUCUGUGACCAGUGGGAUGGCUCUGUUCUGUGACCAGUGGGAUGGCUCUGUUCUGUAACCAGUGGGAUGGCUCUGUUCUGUAACCAGUGGGAUGGCUCUGUUCUGUGACCAGUGGGAUGGCUCUGUUCUGUGACCAGUGGGAUGGCUCUGUUCUGUGACCAGUGGGAUGGCUCUGUUCUGUGACCAGUGGGAUGGCUCUGUUCUGUGACCAGUGGGAUGGCUCUGUUCUGUGACCAGUGGUACAGAGGGCCUGGUCAGAGACAUCUUUUAUUUUACUAGGCAAGGCAGUUUUAAGAAAAAAUUCUUAUUUCCAAUGACAGCCUACCCCAGCCAAACUCUAACCCAGACAAUGCUGGGUCAAUUGUGCGCCACCCAAUCACAGCCAGUUGUGAUACAGCCUGGAAUCAAACCAGGGUCUGUAGGGACACCUCUAGUGCUGAAAUAGUGCCUUAGACCGCUGCGCCACUUCUGGGUUCACUCUGAUUGGUUUGGAAGAGUUGGAAGUCAUAGUUGCGUCCAGAUUGAAUGCCCAGCUCAUGUUAAUGUCUACCUCCAGUUGAUACAUGUGUGAUCCACCCACUCAAUGCAACAGGGCAUCUACUGACACACCUACUCCUUGAGGGCUAGUAAUAGAUCACUGUCAUGUCUGUGACCUAAGUUACCUCAGUUGGAUGCACCAUCUAUUGGAACGGCCCAGCAUUGGUUUUGGCACACCGUCGAGGUAGAAACCUGCACAAACUUUGAUCUAAAUCUACAUGUUCUACAUAUCAAUACCAAUGGGCAAUGUUAGCUGGCUGUGUUAGCUGGAUAAAUGUGCUGUAUGUCAAGUAAUGAUAGGACUUCUGGUGUGGAUAAGUCUCUCCACACGUGUUCGGUCUACGCUCAUUUCCUGACAGGUGUGAGGGUAGAGGACUUAGCCAUGCUAAUCUAGUCUAGCUUUCCCUACAAAGUUCUGCUUGGCUGUGAGCUGGAGUUAGCCAUGCUAGCCUAGUGUGCCCUAUAUACUGUAGUUCUUCUUGGCUGUGAACUCCACUGGUACUGUUUGUAAUGUGCCAUGGAUGGACCCUGGGACUUAAACACUGUAAUCAGAGCCAGCGCAGGAUAUUGGCCAAAUUGCACAUGAAAGCAGGGACAUUUGAGGGAAGCUUGAGCACUAAAUAUUAUGAUAAAUUAAAGCCUAAUAUAGAGAGUUAAGUCUCAGGCAAACUGAAAUAACACAGAUUAGCAUGCAAUGGAGGAGAAAAAAUGCUUUUAAAGCAGGAUUGUUUUUUUUUAUCUGUCUCAACAGAAAAAUACCUUCAGGGGUUUUUUCUUUAGUGCUGCUUUGCUCUGCCCACAGACACAGACACAGACACGGCACAGUGACAAUCUCUGUUUGUGUGUGUGUUUCCAAGGACCAGAUUUGCCAUAAGAAUACAUUGAUUUAGUUUCAUCAGCCAUCAAAAAGAAAAGGGGAGAAAAAAUGGAAAUGUUACAUCUUUAAUGUAUACACACAAACAGAUUGAGGCGACUUGUUGGCGGUUGAAGUGAAUGGAAGUGGCCCCAGACCUGCCCUCUCUCCCAGCUUCAAACCCCUCAACCCCUCAUUACUACCCAUACUCUAUAUCUAUAUACAUCACCCUUCCCCCUCGGUCCUGCACCUCCAUCCUUCACCCCCAUGCACCCUCACCCUCCACCCCCGCUAGGUUGAUACCCCACAGGAAGUCCUGCUCUACGGGGGGAAAUGGGUCCCAGAUGUCUGCAUGUGUCCCACUGGGCUCCAGAGGAGGGAUGGAGGAGCAGCGGCCGGGGGAGGGGUGCUGGGCAAUGCACUCUUUCCAAGACAGAGGCUUGUGGUAGAUAGAAGCUUGUGCCUUACUAUCCACAGAUCUAAGAUCAGAUUACCCCACAGCCAAAUCCUGACCAUAUCCAUAAGGAGGGGAAAAUAUCUGACCCUGGGCUAGUGAUUAGGUGAUUAUUCUACUAAUUCCAAGACAGUGUGAUGAGGAUGAGCCAUCUGUUAAGGUGAGAAGUUUGGUGAACAGUGUAUUCUAGGACUCAUUUUCAACAGGAACCACGUUACUCAAUGCUUACUUAUGAUGGAAGGUCCUUGUGCCGUUGAUCAGUUGUCUUUACUCAAGACUUUCUUAGAACUUGGCAGUAACCAAAUUCAAGUAUUAUGGAUUUAAGAAAUAUCACCCUCCUCUUUCAACAUACACUUUCCCCAGUACAGUAUUUCAAUAAUACGGAUCAGUUCGGACUAUAACAUAUGGGCAAAACCUAAAGUACACAUUACGAUGGCCUAUACUCCUCUUUGAUAUCAAAGCUAUUUCUAUACACGUCCUCUUGAUAUCGUGCUGUCUGUUUGCAGCCACAGGAGGGGUUCAUUAUUAACCCCCAAAAAUAAAAGUCAAAAGAAAAAAAGGGUCCGGAGUGUUUAGUGAAACAUUAUGUCAAGACUCUGACAAGGAAAUGAAAUGUGCAACAUCAAUCAGCCUAUGAGGAGGGAGAUCAAACAACCCUCCCCACUCCUGCAUCUGGUUCUGUUUGGACUUUCUUUUUCUCUUCCUCUCCUUCCUUUCUUUCUUUUUUCUCUCUUUUUGCCUUUCUUUUCCAUUUCUUUAUUCAUCUCCCAUUCUCUCAAUAUUUUCCCCUCUGUUCUGUGCGAGGGGUGCACGUUCCAUGCUGUUCCUGUUAGCCUGUCGUUCGCUCAUUCUUUCCAUGAUGGUGGCAUGGAGGCAUGCUCUGCUAAGGUCCAGAUGUGUGUUCCCCUGGGUUCCUGGUGUGGAGAGAGAACAUGUGUCUACUCCACCAGAGGGCAUGGAUGGCAUAAUUAGCAGCCCUCUCACCUUAGUGAGCUGGGGUCACAAGCUCACAGGGUUAGGGGUUAUUUAGGGUCCUCGAUGGGCCAUUGCCAUGGCUACAUGUCUCACAUAUAGAGAUUGCAGUGGAUAAUGCAUAGAAAUGGAAUUGCUUAAAUAAGGACAUUCAUUCUGGUUGUUACAUUUCUAUGGGAAACCUGAUUUGAAAAGUUAUUUUAAAAAUUCUUCAUAUGACAUACUGUAUGUUGAAAAUACUAUUUUCAUUUACUAGGUUUUGUGACAUAUUUUCAAUGUUUAUACUGAACAAAAGGCAUAUUCACAGUGGCAGUAUUGUUUUAAGGUUUAAAGGAAUAAUCCCAGUUGUCACGGCGCCAUUUCUAUGUGGGUACUACUAAACAGAAAUGUGACAUCACAAGGUUUAUUGUUUAAAGUGAAAAUCUGUCUAAUGUUAAUCCACAUGUUUUUUGCCCAGACUGGCCUGGAGGAUUGACACUUGGUGUGAGUGAUGUGUCUUUAUAGUGUCAUGUGAUAUACAAUAAGGAUGCCACAUAAAUAUUAGAGAGGUCACUUCUGAAACAGUGAACUCACACUUGUUCUUUCUAAUUUGAGAAAUAAUAACAUUUUUAUUUUAUAAUAAAAAAUGAGUAGUCCUUGAGAUAUCAUGCAUAAAAGGUUUUCACUGUAAACUUGUAGAUAUUACAUCUUCUUAAUCUUGAACAUACCAAGCGCAUUCAUUCAGUACUAAUCCCCUCAAUCAACGAAGAAAAAUGUUUUAAUAUCUUAGAAGUGAAAGUGCACAACAAACGUAGGAGCCUCGAAACAUGUAAUGAAUUGAUGAGAAGAGAGACAGACAGACAGACAGACAGACAGACAGACAGACAGACAGACACGCGGGUGCGGGAGAAUGACAGGAGUGCUCUGGCAGGAGAAAUCUGGAACCUAUAAAGACGCAGAGAACUUCUGCAGCUUUUCGCAAGGCCUCUCGCAAUUGGCUGAGAAGGCCACUUACCCCCUUCCCAGCCACCCACCAACCUCAAGCUCACUUCCUGCUUCCAAACCACACCCUAAGAAGCUGGUUCUGACCAAUCGCAGCUGCCCGCAGGCCCCUCGUUUUCGCGGGGCGAGUAUAAAAGCAUGGGAGGUAGCACGACGAAGUAGAUGGUUUGUUGUUGUUCUACACACGGGUUGAGGAGAUGGGAAACUGGAGGUGAGGAAUUCACCACAGAGGCACAGGAACGAGAGAGCUUUCUGACUUACUGGGAGUAAAGCCAAACCUAUGGAUCUUCAACAGUUUGCAGUUUAGAAGCGUAUCACUCAUCGUCCUUCACUGGAGGAAGAAGACGAAACUUCUAAACCUGUGUGUCUCUACCAGAACUUCCCACGCGGCUGUCUGAAGAAGAGAAGUAGAGGGAAAGAGAGAGAGGAACGAAGAGCAAAAACCAGCCUGCCUUGGAAAGGGAAGAAGGACGGUGUCCUGAGAGGGAGGUGGCUAUGCGUGAGGAGGUUUCCUGUGCCAACUCCCCUGAAGGGGGGCUGGGGGCCAGUGAGGAGGAGCUGGAGAGGGGGUCCAAGAAGAGUGGGCCAACAGGGGGGCGAAAGCGGGUGCCGUACCCCAAGAAGGACAGUUUGGGUCGGGCCGAGGAGAGGGCCGUGGUCAGCGGGAGCCCCAACUGCCUUGUUCCGUCAGGGCCAAAGCGGCAGAAGAAGCAACAGAGCUCCCCCACGUCGGUGGUGUGUGUGGCCCCAUCCGUGCUGAGCUCCAGCGGCCUUGGUUUGGGCCCGGGCGGUGAGCCCUUCGAGGACCUGCACACUCAGCGAGUGAUCGCCAACGUUCGCGAGCGCCAACGCACGCAGUCACUGAACGACGCCUUUGCCUCGCUGCGUAAGAUCAUCCCCACUCUGCCCUCCGACAAACUUAGCAAGAUACAGAUCCUGAAACUGGCGUCACGCUACAUCGACUUCCUGUACCAGGUGCUGCAGAGUGAUGAGAUGGACGCCAAGCUGGCUAGCUGCAACUACCUAGCCCACGAACGCCUCAGCUACGCCUUUUCCGUCUGGAGGAUGGAGGGUGCCUGGGCAAUGUCUGCCAGCCACUAGUGUCCCCUCUCUCAUCCUCCAUCCUGCUCUGCCCGUCCUGCUCUGUCUUAACCUUACUUUCUCUUACUUCCUUCUUGUACUGCCUAACCCCACCAUCCCUGGCCUCCCCUAACCCACUAUCUAUGUACCCCCUAACCCCACCAUUCCUGGCCUCCCCUAACCCACUAUCUAUGUACCCCCUAACCCCACCAACCCUGGCCUCCCCUAACCCACUAUCUCUGUACCCCCUAACCCCACCAUCCCUGGCCUCCCUAACCCACUAUAUAUGUACCCCUAACCCCACCAUCCCUGGCCUCCCUAACCCACUAUCUCUGUACCCCUAACCCCACCACCCCUGGCCUCCCUAACCCACUAUCUCUGUACCCCCUAACCCCACCAUCCCUGGCCUCCCCCUAACCCACUAUCUCUGUACCCCCUAACCCCACCAUCCCUGGCCUCCCCUAACCCACUAUCUAUGUACCCCUAACCCCACCAUCCCUGGCCUCCCUAACCCACUAUCUCUGUACCCCUAACCCCACCAUCCCUGGCCUCCCUAACCCACUAUCUAUGUACCCCCUAACCCUACCAAUCCUGGCCUCUCCUAACCCACUCUCUCUGUACCCUGUAACACAACCAACCAUGGCCUCCCUUAAGCCACUAUCUCUGUACCCUGUAACACAACCAACCAUGGCCUCCCUUAAGCCACUAUCUCUGUACCCUGUAACACAACCAACCAUGGCCUCCCUUAAGCCACUAUCUCUGUACCCUGUAACCUCACCAUCCAAGGCCUCCCUUAAGCCACUAUCUCUGUACCCUGUAACCUCACCAUCCAAGGCCUCCCUUAAGCCACUAUCUCUGUACCCUGUAACCUCACCAUCCAAGGCCUCCCUUAAACCACUAUCUCUGGCCCUCCUUUAAGCCAAAACACACUGUUUCCUCCUAACCCACUACCUCCCUCUCUUCAUUAUUCUCUAUUCUCUACUGUUCUUCAAACUGUUCUUUGCUUACCCUCUCAUUCCCCUAAUCGCCCACUGCCCCAACACUCAACUUAACCACUGCCCCAACACUCAACUUAACCACUGCCCCAACACUCAACUUAACCACUGCCCCAUCACUCCCACUGUACCCGUUCACCCUUCGAGCUUUGCCCCCCCAACCCCCCUUUCCACCUAAAAUGCCCCUGUAUGCCGCCUAACAAUUUAGCCCCAACUCCACAACUCUACGGUACACCGCUGCAGGACAGACAUCUAACGAAUGGACUCCUCUUUACAUCUAAAAAGGUCUGUCGUGUCCAUCCUCCCCUGCAUACCCCAUCUCUCCUUCUUCGGAAGCCCUGGCCCACAGACAUUGGGCAUUGGAGCGAACACAGGCAUUGGUUUAAGGACAGAUAUCCAGUCGACUCUCCUUUUGCAGCCUGACAGACAGACCGUUUUAUAAUGCUCUAUUACAGUAUGUGACUGUCACUGAGGCAUGACGAAGAUCCUCAAUUUAUACGCCACUUCAAAGACUCCACAGAGGAAGAUUCUUUGACAACUGAGGUGACUUACGCUCAUGAUAAUUACAAUAAUGGCCAUAAUAAUGCCGCCAAAGGGAUGGAUAGCUGGUGGUCCCAGCCCAAUGAAUGUUUACAGCAAAGAUGCUAAUAAGCUAAUAAUUGUAUGCUCUUCCACCUCCAUUUGAUGGGUAGGAAAAGUCCCAGAAGCCUGCCAUGUUUCCAACAGUUAUAUAAAUGUAUCUGCUUGAAUUGUCUGUUGCCUGUGUUCAUGUAUUUUUCUGUUUGCAUUAUGUCCCUUCAUAGCGAGUGGACUUAGCAUGUGCAUAUGCUAAUUGCUUAUUCAUAAAGGUUACAUUUGACAUUACAAUGACUUUAUAUCAGAGUAAGUAACAAGCGAUAAUCUUUGCAGCUCCCUACAACACAUGAGUACAGUAGUACACACAGUUUUGUAGCAUGCACAGACUAUGGUUAGAUUAGACAUAGUGGAUCAAUUCCACUAAACCUAAAGGUCUGUGAUUAAGUGUGAAAACUUAACAUGCUAAAUAACUAUGUGGUAACACAGUAGGAUCAGAGUAACAUAUUACAUAUUCUUUGGACACUCUUAACUAAAGUAAAGAUACAAUUAGGAGUGACAUUGUACAUUGUUGUAUAUACAAGUAACAUUGUACUUAUAGUUUUAAGUACCAUUGUACUUAUAGUUUUAAGUAGCAGUGUAGUAUUUUUAAAUGAAAGAAAAAUAUAGUUUGAAUAUUGUAAGUUUAGUCAUUCAUUGGAAUUUCUCUUUAAGAUACUUUUAAGGAAAUACUGCAAUAUGCUAUCAGUAAUUUGAGAGUGUAAUAAAUUGUAAACUGUACUUUUUUUUCACAAUGUGAUAAAUUCAGAUUUUGUUGCUACUGGGUAAUGGUAGGUAGUGGGAAUAUCUGAUAUACUGUCUCCAGAAAAUGUAGUUGGUUAAUAUGUUUUAUCCUCGUAGUUCUUCUGGCAGAUUGUUUGUCACCAGAUUUUCAUUACAUGAACUCCUGUGGAUAAUAAUAAAAACAGUUUUGGUAAAAUACCACUGAAAUUCUGA
This is a messenger RNA of Oncorhynchus nerka (sockeye salmon), 10326 nucleotides long. Its product is annotated as twist-related protein 2-like. Bases 7178 to 7783 code for a protein of 201 amino acids. Lineage: Eukaryota; Metazoa; Chordata; Actinopteri; Salmoniformes; Salmonidae. The transcript has 3 exons. Gene Ontology annotation, biological process: developmental process; regulation of transcription by RNA polymerase II. The record is from RefSeq and is a predicted model, not a curated record. Gene Ontology annotation, molecular function: RNA polymerase II transcription regulatory region sequence-specific DNA binding; protein dimerization activity; DNA-binding transcription factor activity, RNA polymerase II-specific.